AUGGGUUCGCUUUUCUAUGUCCGUCAGUUCUGCUUUCUGACCCUUUUGAAGGCUUUCACCACGUCGUGCCCUUUCUUUCACGGUUUUGACUUCAUCCGCAGAAGGGCUAUAUGGGAUCAGAGUCAUCCAGAUCAUCGCAACCGAUACGUGCUAGAUAAGUUAUGGGAGGAGGUAGCCAAUGAAUGCAAUAAUCAGUCGGUUAAGAAAGUUUCUGAGAAGUGGAAAAAUCUACGUGAUUAUUUCAGAAAAGAACUGAAGAAAAUACCUCUGCCCCGGUCUGGUGAUCCAGGCGAAGAGGCUCUUAAAAAGAGCUCCUGGCCUCAUUUCAAAAGUUUAUUGUUUCUGAGAGACCAGUUUCUGCCGAGAUCCAGUCAUAGCAACCUGUUGGAUCCCGACAAUGACACACAAGUUUCGACACCCUCUACGCAGAUGGAUGAAAAUGAUGGUGACUAUGACGAAGACGAAAUGGACGAAACGCAGGGUGUAGAAACGCAGGAAACAGAACCCGACCACACAGAAUCAGUCACUCCAAUUCAAAGCACACCAAAAGAACCACGAACUAUUCUAAAGAAUAGGGCCCGAAAACGGUCAAAUCAACUUGACGCUUUUCUUGAGAUAGAGAAGAAAAAACUACAAUAUUUAGAUGAGAAACGUGUCGCUGCAGACCGUGGCAGAGCCCUACCAGUCACAGAUGACGAUAAACUGUUUUUUGAUAGCCUUUUGCCCCACGUGGUGAAAAUUAGGCCUCAUCGAAAACUUCAGUUCCGCAAUGAAAUUCAAAAUUUGGUUCAGAAGUAUGCCUAUGAAGAGUACUCGAACAAUCAGUCCACCAUCAAUGUCAGUCAUUCUGUUAAUCAUAGCCCGACAUAUACAUCUCAACCACAAACAUCGUUUGCACAUUCAUCCCAUUUGUUGCAGGGGUUUAAUUACGCAGAUCAGAUACCAACUACGAGUGUUAAGCCCACCCACCAGAAGAUCAAAACCGUACUUCUCGCGCCAUCUAGUGAGCGGCGCUUCAACGCAUCAACCGUUUGCUACUGGCCAGGCGGUUACCCUACGUUACCGACCGGGCGAAAAAUCUACAGGUUUUCUUGUUACCAACCAGUGACGCAAGAGAGAGGGGAUGAUGGUGCCACGAGAGACAGACAUUAUUAUUCACUUAUACAAACCUUUUCAAAUAACCGAUGGAAUUGCCUGAUAUCACUGCUGUCUCCAUUUUCGGAUGGUUUACGCAAAUCCUUCAGACGUUCAACCGUGUCAUCAGCAAAUUUUAGGGCAGAUGACAAGUCACUCUCAGGUUUCUGGAGAUAUUUUGAAAGAGGAAGGGUGAUGCUGAAUAUGAAUUCACACACCACCAUUGCAACGAGAAAACUUCCUUUUUCGAUAGAGGCUAGAAGAUUGGCAGCUGAAGACGAUAUUGCUCUAUUGGACGUAGAUAACUCUUCCAAAGUAGCAACUAUGGCUGGAAAUACUUCGACAAAUCGUGAACCAAACAUCAAAAGAGCAACACUCGUCGGCUCAUCACGUCACUGUCUACCUUAUCCGCCCACAUGCAAAGCUUCAACUGUACUGUAA
Molecule: messenger RNA, 1575 nt
Organism: Acanthoscelides obtectus
Lineage: Eukaryota; Metazoa; Arthropoda; Insecta; Coleoptera; Chrysomelidae
Source: the annotation of a GenBank genome assembly